Molecule: messenger RNA, 2643 nt
Organism: Daucus carota subsp. sativus
Lineage: Eukaryota; Viridiplantae; Streptophyta; Magnoliopsida; Apiales; Apiaceae
Exons: 13
Coding region: 618-2444 (608 amino acids)
Source: RefSeq, a predicted model, not a curated record
CUAUUUAAAAAUUCCAACCUCUCCUCAUAAAUGAAAUUCAUCAUCUAAUCCACUCCAUAUGCACACAAAUCUCCCAUUUUAUAAACCCUAAUCUCUCUCCACCGAUUCUCUCUCUCUCGAUACAACUUAACAGUGAUCACUAAUCUCUCUCCCUCCCUCUCUCUCUCUCUCUCUCUCAUGGCGGAUGAGUUUGUAAAAGCGGUUGAAGACGGAGUGCGCUUAUCGAAGCGAAUCUACUUCGGCAAAGACCGAUCGAUAACGCCGCCGAGGCCGAUGGCUGCUAUGGAGAAGUCAUCGGAGGCGUACUUACCGACGGCGCUUAUGGUUUACGCGGUGAUUCCUGAUCCAGUGGUAGUUGAUAAUCCUGAUAUUCCGAGUUAUCAGCCGCACGUGCACGGCAGGUGUGAUCCGCCGGCGUUGAUUCCGUUGCAGAUGAACGGAAUUGUAGUGGAAGUGGAUUGUGUGUUGGAUACGGCCUUUGUGAAGAUGAGUGGAGAGUGGAGAGUUCAUUGUGUUAUGGGGAGUCGGAAGUGUCAGUGUCGCGUUGCGAUUCCGAUGGGAGAACAGGUGUUGAAGUUGAAGUACCUGAAAAAUCAUAUUAUAGUAAGCUGGUAACUAUGGAUGACAAUGACUUGGAAAAAGUACCGAAAUACGAUGCUGGAGGCUUUCUUUUGCCCCACCAUAUAUAUGUUCUUACAAUACCUGAGGUAGACGGGGGUUCCAACCUCUCAAUUACAGUGAGAUGGUCCCAAAAACUAUCUUAUCAAGAUGGCGAAUUUACAUUGAAUAUACCAUAUAGUUUCCCUGAGUUUGUCACCCCUGUUGGGAAAAGAAUGUCUAAAAAAGAAAAAAUACAGCUCAAUGUGAACGCUGGUCCUGGUACUGAAGUGUUGUGCAAGACAAUCAGUCAUCCUCUGAAGGAAUUAAGACGCCAUGGAGAGAAGUUGAGUUUUUUAUAUGAUGCAGAAGUUCUCACAUGGUCAAAUAGUGAUUUUGUCAUUACUUAUGGUGUAUCAUCUAGUCUUUCCGGUAGUGUAAUCUUGCAAUCACCAAUGAAAUUUGACAUCGACCAAAGGGAAAUGUUUUGUGUCUCUCUGUUUGCAGGAAGCAAACAAAACAAAAAGGUUUUCAGGAAGGAAGUGAUAUUCGUCGUUGACAUAAGUGAAAGCAUGCAGGGGAAGCCAAUUGAGGGUACCAAAAAUGCUCUUGCUGCAGCACUCUCAAAGCUUGAUCACGGAGACUCGUUUAAUGUAAUCGCAUUUAAUGAUGAAAUCCACCUAUUCUCAUUGUCUCUGGAACUGGCUACUAAGAAAGCUAUUGAUAAAGUAACUGAGUGGAUGAGCAUGAAUAUGGUUGCCCGAGGUGGUACAAAUAUUCUGCUUCCCUUGAAUCAGGCCCUGGAGAUGAUCUCCAAUACCCAAAACUGCAUUCCUGCUAUCUUCCUGAUUACCGACGGGGCAGUUGAAAAUGAGAGAAACAUUUGUGAUGUCAUGAAAAAUCAUCUAACAAAUCAAGAAUCAUUAAGCCCCCGUUUUUACACAUUCGGCAUAGGCUCCUUCUGUAAUCACUAUUUUCUGCGAAUGCUUGCAACUAUUGGCAGGGGCUGUUACGAUGCUGCAUAUCAUGCAGAUUUGGUUGAAGUUCGACUGGAGGGCUUCUUCACUAAGACUUUGUACCCCAUUCUUGCAAAUAUUAGCAUCAACAAUAUUGACAAUCUCGAUCUUGAUGAUCUUGAGGUGUAUCCGUCUAGUAUACCUGACCUUCUAUUUGAGAGCCCAUUAAUUAUUACAGGGAGAUACCGAGGAGAUUUCCCUAGUAUGAUUCAACUUAAUGGCGUCCUGGCAGAUAUGAGCAAUUUCACACUAAACUUGAAGGUUCAAGAGGCAAAGGACAUACCUCUUGACAAGAUAAUCGCGAAGCAACAAAUUGAAUUUUACACUGCUCAAGCAUGGUUUUCAGAAAAUAAAGCCCUAGAGGAAAAGAUAGUCAAACUUAGCAUGCAGAGCUCAGUGAUUUCUGAGUACACCCGUAUGAUCUUGCUUGAGACAAACAAGACCACGGACUCGGCUGAAAAUGGUGAGGGAAAGAAAGGCACAUCAGAGUCAGCUGAAAAGAAAAAGAAAAAGGUUUCCAAAGACACGGAUUAUGGAAAGAUACUAGUACUUCAUAACUUUGGAUUUGGUUUUGGGAAUCUAAUUGCCACAGUGGAAAACACCCCUCCAGGGGCAGAUGAAGUUAAAUUACCAGAUCCAGGGGAGUUAUUUGUGCAGGCAGCCUCAAACUGUUGCGGCAAGAUGUGUGAUCGUUGCUGCUGCAUGUGCUGCAUUCAGAUAUGUUCUAAGCUGAAUGACCGAUGUGCAAUUGUGUUCAUACAGUUCUGUGGUGCCCUAUCUUGUCUAGGCUGUUACUAUUGUUGUGAAUUAUGCUGUGGCUCAGGUCGAUAAUAUUCAGAAGAGUGGGGGCCUAGCUAUAUAUUUAGUGUUAGUGUGUUAUGCAUGUAAUAUAAUUAAUUUCUGGGCACAAAAUUCAGAGAGCCUUGUUAAUCCUUUGAAUUACAUGAGAGCAAUUUGCGUUUUCGUAUUUGAAACACUUAACUAGAAUCAGUCACUCCACAUCUGAUCUCUAGUCUCUUUUCUUUUUCAA